Molecule: messenger RNA, 2913 nt
Organism: Tigriopus californicus
Lineage: Eukaryota; Metazoa; Arthropoda; Copepoda; Harpacticoida; Harpacticidae
Exons: 10
Coding region: 129-2003 (624 amino acids)
Source: RefSeq, a predicted model, not a curated record
CAUUCGUUGUAUUUUCUAGUUUUCUAUUGCCUCAAGACAAAGAUGGACCGGACAAAAACAAUCCGGGUUCAUUGCCAGAUUUGACCAAUUUCCAUGUGAAUGCCUCUCCUCUUUCUGGUCACCAAGCAAUGGAAAACGAGGACCAAGGAUCCUACAGUUCGAGUCCUGCCACGGGCAACAGCCCAGGUACCAUGGCGGGUACUCAGUGGAGCCCUGGGACGGUCCCCAGCAGUCCUCACAGUCCCAUUCUGACCGUGAGUACGGCUCCACCCGACCCGCAUAUCAACACGUCCCCCCUCCCAACCACCCCCAUUCCUAUCAGUCAGUUCCAAAAUCACGAGCAAGUGUUUUUCCCCAACUCCUUGCCCAAUGUGUCCAUGAUGGGCAUGAAUCCGGUUGUCACGGGGAACCAGUAUUUUGCAGACAAACAGGGUUGCCUACAAUCCACAGCUAGUUUGCCUGUUACCCCAUGGCUGCACAAACGUUACCCACAUUUGGCGCAUUCACCUUCACCUAUUAUUCACGAAUCCGCAGACAACCUCUUCUUUGGGCGGGAUGACUUUAGCGUCCAACAGCCCUUGAGGUCAAUGGGUUCAGUACCUGCCACCGUUGUUGUGUCUUCAAAUGCAUCGUCGUCGGAUGUGGUUUUAAAACAAACUUGUUGUUCUUCGACGUCGUCAGUUGUGUCCUCGACCACCACGUGCACUUCCUCAUCACCCCGACACGCCCAACACCCCGGUGGGAAUGUCCGCCUAAGCGAUAGCGAUAUCUGUAAGAUCCUGUCCAUUCCCAUGAAUUUGGUGGCCGACCCUUACUCCGGGGACGACGAGUUGAUCUUCGAGGAGCCCCCGGAUCUCCUCCUCCAACCCACCCCUAAUCUAGCUGUGACCAGUCAAACUAUGAGUGUUGUGACCAAUGCUGUGCCUCGAGGAGGAGGCGGAACAGGAGGAGGCGGAGGAGGGCGGGAUCUCGAUUGCUCUUCUUCCAGCUCGCCCCAAAUCAGUUCCUCCUCGAAUGGCACCCAUUAUUCCUGUGAUAAAGAAAGUACAAGUUCCCCUGGCAUUACAACAACAAAAACCACCACCACCGAAGAGCGCAAUUUCCUUCAUUUCAGCAAGGGAAUGACGACGGAUCAAAGUGCAAUGAAUCAUCUUCAAUAUGGAUAUCAAAAUCAACAGCACCAAAAUAUUCCCAAUGGGUCAAAGUCGGAAUCCUUGACCAACUAUCGAUCAUCCAAUGUGCAUUCUCCUGCUGGCAACAUUCAGGGAAGUCCACAUGGAAGGAGUGCCAGCCCUGUCGACAUGGUGGGAAGUCCAAAUUCUCCUGGAGUUUUGGGCUCAUCCCCAAGUCGCUCACCUCCGGCUCAUUCUCCUAUGAGUGGAGGAGGGACUGUGGUAUAUGGGCGAGAGAGCCAGGGCUCUAACCAAAGGCCAAAUGCGCAGGGAUUUCAUCAUCAACCGCAACAACAACAACAACAACAGCAGCAGCAGCAUCAAGCACAAUCCGAGUUAGCCAAGGAUUUUCAAAAGUUUUCAGUGAUGGAGACCUCGUCGAGCUCUACCAAUGCCAUCUAUUGCCACGAUGUUGCAGCCAUGUACAACGAGGGUAAAACCUCCCAUCCCAACCCCCAGCAAUCACCUCAGCCAAUCAAUGACUUCUCCGGAUACUUUAACAACUAUGCGAGUGAUAUGAAUGGGAAAGCCAACCAGUUAAUCAACAACCAACCUUACCAUCCGCCGGGUUCCAUGGCACCACAAACGCCCCAAACGCCAUCGAGUAUUCCGGACAUUAUCUUCACAGAUGUCGACGAUGACGGAUCUACGAAUUUCCAUGGGGGCUUGGGCCCCAAUUUCGACGCGGAUUCGUGGUCUCAGGAGUUGAGUGCUAAUAUGGCGGAUAUCAUCCGUGACGAUACCAUGUUCAAAUUGCUCUCCGAAGGAUCCAAUAGUCCAUUUGACCAGCAAAUCUCGGACACCCUCUCUGAGGAGCACUUUGCAUCUUAAGAGUCAGGGUACCCGCUCAUUGCAUCGUACACGAGUAUUGAUUGAUUCAAAGUACACACACACACACCAUGACCUACAGACACAACCAUCGCCCUCGCAAAGACGUUUCAACCAUUGUUCGAUGACAUACAUUCCACACUUUUCGACCAAGAAGAAUGAUGGAGAUGAUUUUGAACACAACUCCGAUUCGCCUUGAACCGGUCACCUCGAUCUCAUCCGCUGUAUGCUCCUUUUCCUUUUCUUGCUCUACCAUCUUUUCUCUUCCACGUGCUUUUCAUAUUUAUUGCUCUCUCUCUCUUUAUCAAUCUAUUUCUUGAAAGAUCGUACGAAUUUAUCUUUAAAUAUAAUCUUCACAUUCAUCAUCCUUCUUGUAGAUUUGUAUUCAAAUCAUCUCUCGACGUAUUUUUGCCCAUUGUGAAGGGCCACUAUUAUUCACCAACUUUACAUCCAUCAAUCAAUUGAAACUGUCAUACCCGAAAUAGUCCCAACACACACUACAAACCCCUUUUGUUUCUCAGAUUUGAGCUCAAAAUGUGAAAUCCAAUUGUUGUGAGUCAAUCGACUAAACAUUGUAAACCCUGUUGUUGCUGUUAUUGCUGUUGUCUGCACUCCCUGGGAUUGCCGUGAUCUUCCUCUGCCCAAAAUAUUCGAACGAAAUUUGACUUAUCGAGCAGUGUUAAGCUCAAUCGGAUGCCCGGUAGUAUUACUUGAUUCAAAUGAGAUUUCACUUUGGUUCUUUGCAAAAUUGGUCUGACCACUUCUUUAUCUGUGAUUCACCGAGACAUUGCGCAUCCCAGGCAAGUGAGUCAUCAAUAUUAUUAAUACAAGAAAACCAUAUAUGAAUAGAUAUAUUUGUGACCCAAAGUGAAUGUAGUCCGUUUUUCUCCUGAAUAAAUAUCAUCAAACCUAA